CCCGUGACGUGUUUCCGGUGACCAGCGCGUGGAGCUUCCGGCGCUUGGUGCUUUGUGUUACUGAGACCCUGACGGAGCUGCCGACGAGUUGUGAAUUGUCACAGAGUGCAGGAUAUUCCAUCACGCUCCGUUCACUACUCACCCUGCGUUUGAUCCCAUCCGUCUUCAAAAUGCCUAAACGUGGAAAGAAGGGCGAUGUGAAAAGUGAGGCUGCUGAACCUGAGGUGGACAGAGAAGAACCAGAAGUGAAGAAAGGCAAAAAAGGAGCAGGGAAGGAAGCAGAGCCAGCAAUUUUGUAUGAAGAUGCUCCUGACAAGCUGACCACAGCUGAUGACAAGAAGUACACUUUAAAGAUCAGCUCUUGGAAUGUGGAUGGAAUUAGGGCCUGGGUCAAAAAGCAGGGACUAACUUGGGUGAGGGAAGAGGACCCUCAUAUCCUGUGCCUCCAGGAGACAAAAUGUGCAGAGAAAGUCCUGCCUGCAGAAGUCAAAGAUAUGCCUGAGUAUCCUCAUAAGUACUGGGCCUGCUCUGAUGAUAAGGAGGGGUACAGUGGGGUUGCCAUGCUCUGUAAAGACAAACCUUUGAAUGUCACUUAUGGGAUUGGAAUUGAAGAGCAUGAUAAGGAAGGUCGAGUAAUUACUGCUGAAUUCGAUUCCUUUUAUGCAAUUGCUGCUUAUGUGCCCAACUCAAGCCGUGGCCUCGUGCGUCUUGAUUACCGCCAGCGUUGGGAUGUGGACUUCCGAGCAUACCUUAAAGGCCUGGAUAGCAAGAAACCACUCAUACUAUGUGGGGAUCUGAAUGUUGCGCACCAGGAAAUCGAUUUGAAGAACCCCAAGACCAACAAGAAGACACCAGGUUUCACCCCUCAGGAACGCCAAGGCUUUACUGAGCUUCUGGCAGAGGGCUUCCUGGACAGCUUCCGGGAGCUGUACCCUGAUACGCCUCAUGCGUAUACCUUUUGGACCUAUAUGAUGAAUGCACGGGCCAAGAAUGUUGGUUGGAGGCUGGAUUACUUUGUGUUGUCGAAAGCUCUGCGACCUGCUUUGUGUGAUAGCAAGAUCAGGAGCAAAGCUAUGGGGAGUGACCACUGCCCUAUAACUCUCUAUAUGGCUGUAUAAGAAAAAGCGGUAAUCACUGCUCUGGUGGUUGCGACCCUAUUACUCUUCUUAUGGCCAUAUAGAGUGUAAAACCUCCCUUUCCCUACAGUUGUAUGUAUGACCCAACACAUAGAAAUUCUCUAUGCAACUCCAGUCCCCCAGUGUCACAUACAAGUCAGAAUGAAAGUUUAUAAUGCUAUGAUCUGUUUAGUGACUUGUUACUGGAGCUUCUUACUGCUGUUUUUAGGAUUCUCCCUUGCAAAUGUCAUCUUUCCCACAUUGCAUAUAGUGUUGUGAUCUGAUACACAGUGUAGCCAUGAAAAUGUUAAGAAAAUUGUUAUUUUUCAGGUCCUUUAUUAACAAAAAAAAUUAAAAGUUAUUUUGUUCUUACUAUCCCAUGGUUUGAGGCUCCACUAUACCCUAUUAGCUUUUUAGCCUGUUUAAAAUAAGUUACUUGUGUCCUGGUUUCGCUCUGAAACUAAUGGAUAUUAUAAUGGAAAGUUUUCAUUUUUUUCACAUUGAAUAGCUCUCUGUGACAUUUGGUUCAUAGUUAUUACAAAAAAAUUGUGUGUGAGAGAUAAACAAGAAAGGGAUACCUUAUGCAUAGGACGCUGCCAUAUCGGGGAUUGUCAUGUAAAUAUUGAGUGUCAAAAGUGAUACACUUUUGGGCAAAGAUAGAAAAAAUGUAGUGUCCCAGCUUUUGGGACCUCAGAGGUGUCUUCCAUCUGACAUUUCUGUGAUGGUCAAAUAAAAGGUAUAACCUUCCA
Spea bombifrons (plains spadefoot toad) is the source of this 1864-nucleotide messenger RNA. It is a transcript of the gene APEX1, whose product is annotated as apurinic/apyrimidinic endodeoxyribonuclease 1. The transcript is spliced from 5 exons. Gene Ontology annotation, cellular component: nucleus. Lineage: Eukaryota; Metazoa; Chordata; Amphibia; Anura; Pelobatidae. The coding region runs from base 171 to 1118 and encodes 315 amino acids. The record is from RefSeq and is a predicted model, not a curated record. Gene Ontology annotation, biological process: base-excision repair. Gene Ontology annotation, molecular function: endonuclease activity; DNA-(apurinic or apyrimidinic site) endonuclease activity; phosphoric diester hydrolase activity.